AUGCUCGCGCUCGCGCUGCGGCGCGCGCGCGUCGCGCGCGGCGCGCUCGCCCGGGCGACGCGUCCGCCUCCUCCUCCUCCGCGGUUCGCGCACGCGGCACCCUCGCCGUCGAUUUUGGCGCGAGCGCUGUCGUCGUCGUCGCCGCCGUCGUCGUUCGCCGUCGCGCCGUCGCCGUCGCCGUCGCCGUCGCCGUCGCCGUCGCCGUCGCGCGCGAACGCCGCCGCCGCCGCCGCCGCGCUCAAGCCCGCGAUACUCGUCUGCACGAGCAAGGUGGUGGACGCGUCGCAGCGCGACGACUACGAGCGAUGGCUCAACGACGGCAAGUCGCUCAUCGACGCGGUGCUCCGAGACAAGGACGAGCGCGAGGGCGUCGCGUCGCCGAAUCGCGCGUCGGCGUCGCUCGGCCCCGGACGCUUCUCGUGGGUGCACUUCCCCGCGCACGCCUCGGACGAGAUGGCCGAGGGCGAAGAGGGGCUCGAGCACGUCCGACACAGCGGCGCGCCGAGAUGCGAGACCGUCGCGGUCGUGUUUCAACGCCGCGACGACUUGGAGCGGUGGCGCGUGAGCCGCCGACGGAGGGAGUGGCUGAAGCUCGGCGAGCGGUUCAACGGCGACGCCGCGACCGGCGACGCCGCGCCGCUGACCGCGCGCGCGAGCGCGAUCGAGACGGACGACGGGUCGUUGGGAGGGUGGCUUCCCGCGGACGCGACGACGGCGACCGCGUCGGCGCGAUCCAACGCGUCGCCGGUGCCGUCGUGGAAAGUGUACGCCGCCGUCGUCCUCGCGCAGUAUCCCUUGUUCGAGCUCAACACGCUGUUCAUUCUUCCCGCGCUCGAGCGCGCGGCGUUGGCGUCGGCGGACGGCGGGAGUUUUGGGGUAACGGCUGCGGUGGCGGCGUUACUCGAGGGCGUGUCGCCGGCGGUGAAGUGUCUGGCGAUUCAGUCGUGGACGUCCGCGGGGGCGGUGUUCGUCACGCUGCCGGCGGCGCAGCGACUUCUGCGAUGGUACGGGUUCAUAGGCGGCGAGGACCGGAGCUGUCCGCGCGGGAGGGAGCUCGGGAAGGGCGUCGCCGCGACCGCGGCGACGUACGCGGCGCUGACCGCGGGGUUCCACGUCAUAGGAUCGAUGAUAUAG
Micromonas pusilla CCMP1545 is the source of this 1134-nucleotide messenger RNA. RefSeq lists its product as uncharacterized. Bases 1 to 1134 code for a protein of 377 amino acids. The transcript has 3 exons. NCBI's taxonomy places the organism in Eukaryota, Viridiplantae, Chlorophyta, Mamiellophyceae, Mamiellales, Mamiellaceae. The record is from RefSeq and is a predicted model, not a curated record.